Messenger RNA from Orycteropus afer afer, 3692 nucleotides. NCBI's taxonomy places the organism in Eukaryota, Metazoa, Chordata, Mammalia, Tubulidentata, Orycteropodidae. The record is from RefSeq and is a predicted model, not a curated record.
CUGUGGAGGAACAGACUAAGGAGGAAUCAAAGAAUAAAGUAGAAGAGUCAACUGAUCAACUGGACAAACUAGAAAAGGACACAACUACUGAUCUUGUCUCUAUUAACCUACUAUUAGAAAUGAAGAAGUUAUUGAAUGUGAUUAGUGCUCUCCCAAAAAAUGUUAUCUUGUACAUUAAGAAGUUUUUACAAGAAGAUUUUUCCUUCCAAACUAUGCAGAAAGAAGUUGCAGCUAACAGCCAGAACGGAGAGGAAAUAGUUCCUCCUUUGACUUUAAGUUUCUUGAUAACACAGCUAGAAGCAGCACUGAAGAACAUUCAAGCUACUACUUAUUCUGCACACCAGAUUAACUUUGGCUAUUAUUUGGCAUUACUGUUUUUGUAUGCAGUAGCACUUACUGAAAGAGGAAAGAAAGAGGAUUAUUUAGAAGCUGAGAGUAAAUUUCUGGUGAUGAAGUUAAUGAUCCAAGAAAAGGAAAUCUGUGAAAACUUCAUGCCUUUAGUUUAUUUUGGACGUGGUUUACUUCGAUGUGCUCAGAAAAGAUAUCAUGGAGGACUGCUAGAAUUUCAUAAAAGUUUACAAGAAAUAGAAGAUCCAACUGGUAAUUGGUUUGAUACCGAUCCUACAGAAGAUGAUGAUUUAUCUACAACUUUUAAAGAUCUUCUAAAUAAUUUCAUCAGGACAUCUGAAAGUAAUAUAACGAAGCAAACCAUUUGCAGUUACCUAGAUUGUGAACGAUCUUGUGAAGCUGACAUUUUACAGAACACCAAUUACAAGGGAUUUGUUCAGUUAAUGUGCAAUAAAAGCUGCUGUAUUUAUUUCCACAAAGUUUGUUGGAAAAGGUUCAAGAACUUAAACUAUAGAGGUGAAAAUGAUCAGAGUUUUAGUGGAAAAAAAUGUUUGAAGGACAAAUGUACAGGAGACAUUGUAAGGAUGCUAGAAUGUGAUAUUCCUGGAAUUGUUAAAAUUUUGUUUGAAGUUGUGAGAAAGGAUGAAUAUAUAACCAUUGAAAAUUUAGGAGCAAGUUAUAAAAAUUUUAUGUCUCUGAAAAGAAUUGAUACUGAUAUGAGACCGAAGAUCAGUUUGAAUUUUACUACAAAAGAUGAAAUGCCUAUCUUCAAACUUGAUUAUAAUUAUUUCUAUCAUCUGCUUCACAUAAUUAUCAUUUCUGGUACUGAUAUUGUCCGGCAAAUAUUUGAUGAGGCUAUGCCACCAUCUAUUUUGAAAAAAGAGCUUCUUAUACGCAAGAAUGUUCUGGAACCCUACUACAACCACCUUUGGACCAAUCACCCUUUGGGUGGAGCAUGGCAUCUUCUUUAUCCUCCAAACAAGGAGCUACCACAGUCCAAACAGUUUGACUUAUACCUCCUGUUAGCUCUCAUAAAACAUUUGAAUAUAUUCCCUGCACCCCAAAAAGGUUGGAAUGUGGAACCACCAUCUUCUGAUCUCUCUAAGUCAGCAGACAUCCUGAGGCUGUGCAAAUACAGGGAUAUCCUCCUUAGUGAGAUUUUGAUGAAUGGCCUCACUGAAUCACAAUUCAAUUCAAUUUGGAAAAAAGUUUCAGAUAUUCUUCUGCGUCUUGGGAUGAAGCAAGAAGAUAUUGACAAAGUGAAAGAGAAUCCCAUUGAGAACAUUUCCCUUGAUUACCAUCAGCUGUCCAUCUACCUAGGCAUACCUGUACCAGAAAUCAUCCAGAGGAUGUUAUCCUGCUAUCAACAAGGCAUUGCUCUACAAUCAGUAACAGGAUGUCAAUGUUUUGAAAUAGAAGAGUUACAGAAUGAGGGAGAAGAACUAAGCCCGCUGCUCAUGGAGUACAAUAUAAAUAUGUAUUCAGAUACGGAUAUACAUUUAGUAGAAAUGAAUAAAGAUGUGGCAUCUAUACCUAGUGAAUCUUCAACAGAAUCUACUAAAGAGCUCCAAGAAGUUAGGAGUAAACCAAAGAAAAAAAAAAAGACUAAGAGUAAAAAGAAUAAGGAAUCAAAUGAAGAGCAAGUCCAACAUAUGGUAGGGAAGGAAGAGCAGGUGAAGAAAGAGCAAGGAAGUCCGCAUUCAGUUAGCAGACUGAACAGUGAUUCAAGUGAUGCUCAAGAAUAUUCUACAGCUGAAGACAAGAUCUAUAGCCUGGAUGAAUUGCAUAAUCUGGACAUGAUAGAGCAGGGCUCAACCAGCAAGGUAAUUGGAGAUUAUGGAGAAACUGAUAAGGAAAGGCUUGCCCUUCAACGACAGCUUCAUAAAAUGAACUAUCAGUGUGAAGAUUUCAAAAAACAGUUGAAAACAGUAACUUUUCGGUGGCAAGAAAACCAAAUGCAGAUUAAAAAGAAAGAUAAAAUAAUUUCGUCUCUUAAACAACAAGUGGCUUUUGGAAUCAAUAAGGUUUCAAAAUUACAGCGUCAAAUCCAUGCUAAAGAUAAUGAAAUCAAGAAUCUUAAAGAACAACUUUCCGUGAAAAGGUCUCAGUGGGAAGUGGAGAAGCAUAAUCUGGAAAGCACAAUUAAAACACACCUGAAUAAACUGAGUACAGAAACCAACAGAGCUUCAACAGCUGAGGUAUAUUUCUUACAGUGUCGUCGAGACUUUGGUUUGCUUCAUCUAGAGCAGACAGAAAGGGAGUGUCUCAGCCAGCUUGCCAGGGUGACUCACAUGGCGGCAAGCAACCUAGAAUCACUUCAGUUAAAGGCUGCAGUAGACAGUUGGAAUGCCAUUGUGAUGGAUGUUAGAAACAAGAUUGCAUUCCUCAGGACUCAGUACAAUGAACAAAUCAAUAAGGUGAAGCAAGGGUUUGCCUUGAGUACCUUGCCUCCAGUACAGCUUCCACCACCACCACCGAAUCCUGAGAUACUGAUGCAGCAGUUCUUGGGAAGACCCCUUGUGAAAGAAUCUUACUUUAGACCUAUACUCACUGUUCCUCAAAUGCCUGCAGUUUGCCCUGGAGUCACCUCUGCACCUGCCUGUGGGAGAGUCUGUGUCUCCCAGUGCAAGUCUGGGAGACCCUCCUAUGAUGAACUGGGAGAGGAUUGUGGACAGACUGAAAACUGCCUUCCCAUAAAUGCAGAUGGAUAUGUGAUUACUUUUUUAGAUCUUGGAUUUCAAAUGUUACCUCUAUAUGCUACAUACCAAUCAUGUGAUAUGAUUUUAUAUCUUGUUUGGGGGCAUAGCCCCAAGAUAGUAGGAAAAGUCGCCACUACUUCUUCCUUGAUAUUUUCCAGAAAGGAGCUCACAGAUUUCUUACGAAAACUGAAGGAGACUAAUGGAAAGUUCUUAUCUGCAAUGACAUUUGAUGAAAUUGUUUUCAAGAUUUCCCAACUUAUUGACUCUAGAAGUUCUCAGAGUCCAGAUAAAGCAGUAUCGAAUGGGAAUGAUGUUUCACCCAGCUGUUCCCCACAGCCUAAUGCUGCCCAACCCCCAAAACCAGUCUGGAGGCCUCUUAACGCACAAGGUCCAGCCACAUGGGAAGGAACCAAUACUUUGAAUGAUGAGGAGGAGGAAGAGGAGCCUUGUGUGAUCUGUCAUGAGAAUCUCUCUCCAGAAAACCUCUCUGUUUUGCCCUGUGCUCACAAAUUCCAUACUCAGUAUGAUAAAUGGACAGAUCCCUGGCACGGCUCCCCCAUCUCCUUGCUUGGUCUCCUUGCUGUGGAUGAAGGCCUUAUUCUGCCAGAUUCACUACUGUUUGCACUUGGAAGGGCAUUGAUUUAG